GGGCCCAGGCGUCCGGCUUCCUGCCGGGCGGGGCCGCGGAGCGAGCGGAGGCGGCAGGUCUGGGAGCCGUCACCCACCGUGGUGCCAUGUGGGACCCCAACUCCGGGCAGCCGGGAGCCCCCAACCCCAUGUACCCCCCCCAGCCCACGUACCCCCCCAACCCCACGUACCCCCCCCAGCCCCUGCCCCCCCUGAACCCCGUCUACCCCCCCCAGCCCCCUUACUCCCACCCCGGGGUGCCCCCGCCGGGGCCAAUGGGGGGCCCUGCGCCGCCCCCCGGCCCCCUCCCGUACCCACCGGGGCCCCCGGGGUGCCCCCCGGUGCUGCCCCCCCACCCCGGCGCCCCCCACCCCGGGCUGGACGCCAAGGCGGCGAAGAAGAUGAAGAAGCGGCUGAAGAAGGCGCAGAAGAAGCACAAGGCCGGGAAGCGCUCUUCGUCCUCCUCGUCGUCGUCCUCCUCCUCCUCCUCCAGCGACUCCGACUGAUGCCACCGCCGCUGCGGAGCACCCGUGUCCGGCUGUGACCACCCACGUCCACCCGAGCCCACCCGUGUGUCUGUGACCACCCAUGUCUGCCUGGGUCCACCCGUGUCCACCUGUGUCCAGCCAUGACCUCCCAUGACCACCUGAGCUCACCCACGUGCACCUGGGGCCACCCAUGUCCACCUGUCCGGCCAUGACCACCCACAACCACCUGAGCUCACCCAUGUCCACCUAGGACCACCCGUGUCCACCUUGGAUCACUCAUGCACCUGUGUCUACCUGUGACCACUUGUGUCCACCUGGGGCCACCCAUGUCCGCCUGGGACCACCCGUGUCCACCUGAGCUCACCCAUGUCCACCUGUGACCACUCGUGCACCCAUGACCAGCUGUUUACCCACGACUGCCCAGCACCCAGGACCACCCGUGUCCAGCCAUGACCACCCGUGUACUCGUGACCACCAGGCACCCAAGACCACUGAGCACCUGGGACUGGCUGUGACCACCCGUGGACCCGUGACUGCUGAGCACCAGUGUCCAGCUGUGACCACCCAUGAUCUCCAGGCCAGCUGUGCCCAGCUGUGCCCAUAGUGUCCCCAUGGCCGUGGUGGCCCAUGUCCCCUCACCCUAUGGGCACGGGGUGUGUGGGGGGGUCCUGGAUACUGGUGUGGGUGCCACGGGGUGCAAUGGGUGCC
Messenger RNA from Rhea pennata, 1175 nucleotides. RefSeq names its product proline rich 13 (gene PRR13). Bases 87 to 485 code for a protein of 132 amino acids. Lineage: Eukaryota; Metazoa; Chordata; Aves; Rheiformes; Rheidae. The record is from RefSeq and is a predicted model, not a curated record. The transcript has 4 exons.